UUAGGUAAGUAUUUAAAUCUAUUUACAAAACAUAAUCCAAAGAAUCUUGCUAAUUCUUUCUAUGAAAAAUAAAAAAUUAAUCAAACUGACAUCUGACAGUUUAUAGAGCUAGGCAAUUCCUACAAAAGGAAGACGGGUAAAGAAAACCAAACGAAACAUGAAUACAGAAAAUCGUUACCCGGUCACGGCGUCUAUGUUCAUGUUGAGGGAGAUAAUCCAUCGCCAGGAGCAAGUAAAACGUGGGUAUCAGCUGUUGAAACGGAAAGCCGAAGCUCUACGUAUAAGGGGCAGGCAAGCGACCGCGGAACUAGCUUCCACUCAAGCCAUCUUGGGUCAUACGCUAAAGGAAGCUUAUAUAUCUCUGGCAGCAAUUAAAUUCACUAAUGGAGAGCCUAAUGCUUUAGUUCUAGAAAAUAUUGGGCAAGCUCAAGUCCGUGUUCAACGUAUAUCUGAAAACAUCUCUGGUGUGGCGACUGUAUCAUUGCAAGCGGUUGAGGACUUGACCGUUGGCGAUGUUUUCCGUUACGCCGGCCUCGGAGCUGGUGGCCACCGCACCGGGGAGGCUAAGAAGGCAUUUAGAGAAGCGAUCCGCAUACUCGUUAAGUUUGCCUCACUUAGAAAUACUUGUAUACUCUUGGAUGAGGCAAUUAGAACUACGCUCAGAAAAGUAAAUGGUAUUGAGAAAAUAAUUAUGCCAAAAUUACGUAACACCGAGAAUUAUAUACUGAUGGAAAUGGACGAAAGGGAGAGGGAAGAGUUUCAUAGACUGAAAAUGGUAAAAGCGAAGAAGAUUCGAAGUCAAACCAUCGCGAAACUGCGUCCCGAACUACCCUGUGGUGAUAACGGAGAUUCUAGUGUCUCAAGUGAUGCAUCCUCGUCGCGUAUUCGUUCGCUGGAGCAUCUUACGAGUAUUUUACACCCCUGCACUGCACCAUUGUCAACCAGCACCGAUUCGAUGGGGGAUAUCAAGCCAGAUCCAGCGUGCUACCCUCAUAACUGGGACGAUGAUGACCUAUUGUUUUGAAGCUUUUUAUCAAGUUUUCAAGUAUUUGUUUCUCAAUACUAUUGGUAUUAUGUAAUAAUAAUAAUAACUUCAUUAAAAUAUGAAACGCACAAAAUUCCUUAAAAUGUGGUUCCCACAUAGGUCUACACUGUAUCUGGGAAGCCUUUUAAAUUACGUACAUUUGUAAUUUUGUAUUAUUAUAUCAUAUUUAUUGGAUAGUUACAUUUUAAAGUUUUUGUAAUUGUUGUUUGUUUGCGCGUGCGUGUUUAUAUCUGAGUAUAAAAGCUCUAAACUCUAAGUGAUAAGACGGGACCAUUUUUUUCAAUGUUUCGUGUAAUUAAACAAAUUUCUCAGAGAUAUUAUGAAUAUAAUAUUACGUAGGAGUAUAUGUGCCAUACAGGAACAAAUUAUCAAAAUUAUUUCGUCUGAUUUGGGAGAUUGUAAUUUACUCCCUAUUGGUUAUAUUAUUUUAUUGUAAGAAUGGUAUACAAAUAUUAAUUUACUCAUAUCCAUAGGCUAUAGUGACUGUGACUGUUUACCAUCAAAUGGGCUUUAUGCUUGGUUUCUGUUGCAUAAAUGUAGUAAUGUAUUAUCUGUUGGUGAAUCUAUGGUUCUGUAACAUUAUUAAAACAAAAAUAAAAAAAAAAAAAACUUACCAAUGGUCUGUUCCAAAAUGGAGUUUUAUUGAAUAAUUCCCGCCUUCGUGGUAUAAAAAAAUCUUAAUUGCGUGUCAGUGUAUGGAUCUUUAUAUGUUAUAACGGUUAUUUUAAAAAUAAGUAUUAAAAUACUGCGCAGUGGUGGAUUAACGUGGUGGGGGGUCUCUGUUCCUGAUGAGCCUUCAAACGCU
Molecule: messenger RNA, 1850 nt
Organism: Galleria mellonella (greater wax moth)
Lineage: Eukaryota; Metazoa; Arthropoda; Insecta; Lepidoptera; Pyralidae
Product: V-type proton ATPase subunit D-like
Exons: 5
Coding region: 158-1024 (288 amino acids)
Cellular component (GO): vacuolar membrane; proton-transporting V-type ATPase complex
Molecular function (GO): proton-transporting ATPase activity, rotational mechanism
Source: RefSeq, a predicted model, not a curated record